Molecule: messenger RNA, 1866 nt
Organism: Penaeus chinensis
Lineage: Eukaryota; Metazoa; Arthropoda; Malacostraca; Decapoda; Penaeidae
Product: proline-rich extensin-like protein EPR1
Exons: 3
Coding region: 1-1866 (621 amino acids)
Source: RefSeq, a predicted model, not a curated record
AUGCCUCCCACUCCAUGCCUCCUAUUCCAUGCCUCCCACCCCAUGCCGCCAACCCCAUGUCUCCUACCCCCAUGCCUCCUACCUCAUGCCUCCCACCCCAUGCCUCCUAUUCCAUGCCUCCCACCCCAUGCCGCCAACCCCAUGUCUCCUACCCCCAUGCCUCCUACCUCAUGCCUCCCACCCCAUGCCUCCUAUUCCAUGCCUCCCACCCCAUGCCGCCAACCCCAUGUCUCCUACCCCCAUGCCUCCUACCUCAUGCCUCCCACCCCAUGGCUCCUACCCCAUGCCUCCCACCUCAUGCCUCCUACCCCAUGCCGCCAACCCCAUGUCUCCUACCCCCAUGCCUCCUACCCCAUGCUUCCCACCCCAUGCCUCCCACCCCAUGCCUCCUACCCCAUGCCGCCAACCCCAUGUCUCCUACCCCCAUGCCUCCUACCUCAUGCCUCCCACCCCAUGCCUCCUAUUCCAUGCCUCACACCCCAUGCCGCCAACCCCAUGUCUCCUACCCCCAUGCCUCCUACCUCAUGCCUCCCACCCCAUGGCUCCUACCCCAUGCCUCCCACCUCAUGCCUCCUACCCCAUGCCGCCAACCCCAUGUCUCCUACCCCCAUGCCUCCUACCCCAUGCCUCCCACCCCAUGCCUCCUACCCCAUGCCGCCAACCCCAUGUCUCCUACCCCCAUGCCUCCUACCUCAUGCCUCCCACCCCAUGGCUCCUACCCCAUGCCUCCCACCUCAUGCCUCCUACCCCAUGCCGCCAACCCCAUGUCUCCUACCCCCAUGCCUCCUACCCCAUGCUUCCCACCCCAUGCCUCCCACCCCAUGCCUCCUACCCCAUGCCGCCAACCCCAUGUCUCCUACCCCCAUGCCUCCUACCCCAUGCUUCCCACCCCAUGCCUCCCACCCCAUGCCUCCUACCCCAUGCCGCCAACCCCAUGUCUCCUACCCCCAUGCCUCCUACCCCAUGCUUCCCACCCCAUGCCUCCCACCCCAUGCCGCCAACCCCAUGUCUCCUACCCCCAUGCCUCCUACCCCAUGCUUCCCACCCCAUGCCUCCCACCCCAUGCCUCCUACCCCAUGCCUCCCACCUCAUGCCUCCUACCCCAUGCCGCCAACCCCAUGUCUCCUACCCCCAUGCCUCCCACACCAUGCCUCCUACCCCAUGCCUCCCACCCCAUGCCUCCCACCCCAUGCCUCCUACCCCAUGCCGCCAACCCCAUGUCUCCUACCCCCAUGCCUCCUACCCCAUGCUUCCCACCCCAUGCCUCCCACCCCAUGCCUCCUACCCCAUGCCGCCAACCCCAUGUCUCCUACCCCCAUGCCUCCUACCCCAUGCUUCCCACCCCAUGCCUCCCACCCCAUGCCUCCUACCCCAUGCCUCCCACCUCAUGCCUCCUACCCCAUGCCGCCAACCCCAUGUCUCCUACCCCCAUGCCUCCCACCUCAUGCCUCCUACCCCAUGCCUCCCACCUCAUGCCUCCCACCUCAUGCCUCCUACCUCAUGCCGCCAACCCCAUGUCUCCUACCCCCAUGCCUCCUACCCCAUGCUUCCCACCCCAUGCUUCCCACCCCAUGCCUCCCACCCCAUGCCUCCUCCUCAUGCCGCCAACCCCAUGUCUCCUACCCCCAUGCCUCCCACCCCAUGCCUCCCACCCCAUGCCUCCUACCCCAUGCCGCCAACCCCAUGGUGACAGAUAUGUCCACCGCCCAAGGCAAGGGGCGAGGAGACCGGCAGAAGGUCGAUAAACAACCCACCGACCUUGCUACCUCUAACAGUCAUAUACAAGGUCCGGUCAUGAAUACACACCCAUACGAGCAGAGUGUGAGCAGAGAUAACUUAAUAGAUAAGACAGCAGCCGUGCUCUAA